UCUCUCUUUCUCUCUCUCUCUCUCUAUAUAUAUAUAUAUACAUAUCGUAGCUAUAACAAAGAAGAUCAAUGGGAGCUCUGGAUUACCUCUCAAACUUUUGCAUUGUCACCAGCAGCACUACUAGAAGCAAGCGCAAACCAAUGCAGACAGUUGAGAUUAAAGUCAAAAUGGAUUGUGAUGGUUGUGAAAGAAGAGUAAAGAAUGCUGUUGCCUCCAUGAAAGGUGUGAAAUCUGUAGAGGUGAACAGAAAACAAAGCAAAGUAAGUGUUAAUGGGUAUGUGGAGCCAAUAAAAGUGCUGAAAAGGAUAAAGAGAACGGGAAAGGCAGCAGAAUUUUGGCCUUACAUUCCACAGCAUCUAGUCCAUUACCCUUACAUAUCAGGCGUCUAUGACAAAAGGGCUCCCGCCGGCCACGUCAGAAAUUCCGUCCAAGCUUUUCCGGCAUCUAAUGCGGCCGAGGACAAUAUGGUCUCCCUUUUCAGCGAUGACAAUGUUAAUGCUUGUUCCAUAAUGUGAAGUUCAUCAAUAUCCUUUUUAUAUAUAUAUAUAUAUGUUAUGUUCACAAAUUAUAUUUUGUUAUUUAUGCAUGUGGAAUAUGAGUAUUAAGGUAGAUUUUUCCUCAAUUCAUUAGGGUAUCCCUCCAUUGGAUCCCAAAUACCAUUUUUAUUGUGAUGACCAGAGAUGACAUCGAUCGAUGAUUAUAUAUUAUAUUGUAUGGUCAGUCACUUAUAUAAAUAUAUAUGUAUCAUGUCGUUGUUUUAUUUGUGAACAUGAUCACUUCGAUGCAUGCAUCGAAUUUUAACAUUAAUUAAUUUUUAA
Messenger RNA from Cannabis sativa, 818 nucleotides. RefSeq names its product heavy metal-associated isoprenylated plant protein 21. NCBI's taxonomy places the organism in Eukaryota, Viridiplantae, Streptophyta, Magnoliopsida, Rosales, Cannabaceae. Gene Ontology annotation, molecular function: metal ion binding. The record is from RefSeq and is a predicted model, not a curated record. The coding region runs from base 69 to 515 and encodes 148 amino acids. The transcript has 3 exons.